GUGUAUCCAAGUGACAUACAUAAACAGCGGUUUAGAAACCCAAAGACGCAAAGCAGCAACUCCUCAAUGGCAAAGAAAGCUGGCUCUGGCUCUUCUUCUCCUAAGGCAAAGACAUGCUGCGAUCACCUGGCUCUUCUGUCCUCUGAUUUCACCCGCAUUCCCAAAUCUGAUACUCCAUGCAUGAGAUGCCAGGACGUCAAGGAGAGUUGGGUUUGUUUGUCCUGCAAGGACGUCUUCUGUAGUCGAUACGUGAACAUGCACUUCGUUGAGCACUAUUUGCAGACAAACCAUUGUCUUACUGCCAGCUGCAGAGAUCAAAGAAUUUGGUGUUAUCGCUGCGAAGCAUUUUAGAUGCUCAAGUGAUCCCACAAUUGCGAUCCUUUCUUUCACCCUCCAAUGCCUCCAAGGAUCUAUCCUCUUCAUCCAAGCUAGGGAACAUGGAUGCGCUGAUGGUUGCUGUUGCUGAUCUUAUAUCUGAGCCAGUUCCUAGUUUUGACUUUCGUCCAGCAGAUGCGCAGUCGUUGGUUGGGCACGAUGAGCUUGCAUUGGCCAAGGAGGGACUCCAGAAGAUCUUUGAUCGUGGGUUAGAAGCUUUAGCUGAUUAUCAAGUGCAAAAGGAGUUUCUCGCAUACUCAGCCAUAUUUCUAGCAUACCAUCCAUGCCCAUCAGAGUUGAAGGACCUUUCAUCAUUCGGGGUUAAUCUUUCAGAGGAAACCUCUACUUUCCUCCAAGCUCAACAUAAGUUGAAGGUGGCGUCAAACCUAUCAGCCUCAAUUGCUCAGAAAAAGUUUGUGCUCCUGCAGCAAGCUUCAAAGUAUGCUGAGGUGAAGAAAGAAAUUCUUGCCACAGAUGAGAAAGUUGCCAACCUUAAGGCCAUGAUCAAAGAGUUGGAGUCCGAAAUAAAGAAUUUGGAAGCUAGUGAUAGGGAGAAGACUCAUGAGGUUUUGGAUACCAUUGAUACACAAGUUACUACUGUGAGAGAUGGAUUAGUCUCAGACUUAGCACAAGCGUCUGCCAUGGAGGGAAUGGCACGGGCAGCGAAUGAGUUAGUAACUCAGCGGCAGUCAGCUUGGGAUAGCCUGAGGACUACUUUUGCAAAGCUCUCCUGAUGUAUAUGGCAGUCUGCAUGGAAGGGAAGAACACACUGUCAAUGCUGUUGAAAUGUCAAAGGAUGAUCUUCUACACUAUGUUUCAUUAACCAAGGCUCAUAAUUUCGACCCUUCUGUCUUGUCGUAAGCUCACUAGGUCACUCGCUUUUGAAUAUGGAAGUGAUCAAGCUCAGCUAAUCUCGCUUUGUCCAACUCUUCCUGCAUCAUGGCUUGAUCAUUUUUGGAUAGAGUUUGGUUCUGAUUUUUGAUGGCUAUCUCCAUUUACAAAAUUGCAUUGUCGUUGUAGCCUAAGGCAAAUGGUAUGGUUCCAUCAAGCCAAAAGAAAAUUGGCAUAUGGUUCCAGUCCUGAACUUCUUAGAUGUUUAAUAGGUUCAGAAGGUCUUUAAAGUAGAUAGAGCCAAGUCCCUGGGUUUCCUUGACCAUAGUUUCUAUGAAUGUCGUGAAUUGUUUGUUACUCAACUCAGUCUACCAAUUGAUUUAAGUAAAGUCCGUUGUUUCAUUGUUGUC
Messenger RNA from Prunus persica (peach), 1616 nucleotides. RefSeq lists its product as uncharacterized. The record is from RefSeq and is a predicted model, not a curated record. The transcript has 5 exons. The coding region runs from base 438 to 1109 and encodes 223 amino acids. NCBI's taxonomy places the organism in Eukaryota, Viridiplantae, Streptophyta, Magnoliopsida, Rosales, Rosaceae.